AUGACAAGCAACCCCCCAACCCGUCUCAUUCCCUCCAUUCCCAUCCCCCCCUCAGUCGCCCUGACAUACCUCUCCAAAUACCUCUCCCAAACCAGCACCAACGCCUACCUCCUCCCCAACGCCAAACUCGAGCCAUCAGGUCCCACAGCCGGCGCCACAAACUCCUCGCUCACACUAUCAAAUCUGCAGCGCGUAGAAGCGGGCUUAAAAGGGGAAUGGCUGGCCCCGGUCUUAGAACUAGAGGAGACGGCGAAACUAGAAGCGGAAGGGGAGAAGAAGGCGGGUGAGGAGGGGGAGUGGCAGAACCUUGAGGAUUAUCAGUUGGAGCAGCAGGAUCUUGAGGGGGAGGUGGGGGAGAGGGUGAAUGUUGUGGCGCAGGACGGGGAUGAGAUGGUUGGGGGUGAGGAGGGGAAUGAGGUUGAGAUUGAAGCUGUGGUGCCUAAGAAGGCGAAGAGGAAACAUGAGGGAGGGGAGGAGAACGGAGCGAGUGUGAAGAAACCAAAAGAUAAAGAGGCGAGGAAGGCAGAGAAGAAAGAGAGGGCUAAACAGGAGAGGAGGGCGAAGGCCGAGGCUGCGAAAAAAGCGGCUGAGACGGCUGCUAUGGAGGAGAGCGAUUGA
Molecule: messenger RNA, 618 nt
Organism: Glarea lozoyensis ATCC 20868
Lineage: Eukaryota; Fungi; Ascomycota; Leotiomycetes; Helotiales; Helotiaceae
Exons: 1
Coding region: 1-618 (205 amino acids)
Source: RefSeq, a predicted model, not a curated record